UUUAAUGGCACAGCUCUUUGCUCUGAAGAAGGAUUCAAAAUGAUGAAUGAAGAUGCAGCUCAGAAGAGUGAUGGUGGGGAGAAGUAUAAUGGAAGUAAUCAGAGGAAGAAAAGACCCAAGAAGUCGGAUAGCAAUGCAAGCUUCCUUCGAGCUGCCAGAGCUGGCAAUCUGGACAAAGUAGUGGAAUAUCUAAAAGGAGGAAUAGAUAUCAAUACAUGCAAUCAGAAUGGACUUAAUGCCUUACACCUGGCUGCCAAAGAAGGCCAUGUAGGUUUGGUUCAGGAAUUGCUGGAAAGAGGAUCUGCAGUGGAUUCUGCAACAAAGAAGGGAAAUACUGCACUACAUAUUGCUUCCUUGGCGGGACAGGCUGAAGUGGUCAAAGUUCUAGUUAAGGAAGGAGCUAAUAUUAAUGCACAGUCUCAGAAUGGCUUCACACCUCUCUACAUGGCAGCGCAGGAGAACCAUAUCGAUGUAGUAAAAUAUCUUUUGGAAAAUGGAGCCAAUCAGAGCACUGCUACUGAGGAUGGGUUCACUCCACUAGCAGUUGCAUUGCAGCAAGGACACAAUCAGGCAGUGGCUAUUCUUUUGGAGAAUGACACUAAGGGGAAAGUGCGACUGCCGGCACUGCAUAUUGCUGCCAGAAAAGAUGACACCAAAUCAGCAGCGCUUCUUCUCCAGAAUGAUCAUAAUGCAGAUGUUCAGUCUAAGAGUGGCUUCACACCUUUGCACAUAGCAGCACAUUAUGGAAAUGUUAAUGUAGCGACACUUCUACUCAACCGAGGAGCUGUUGUAGACUUCACAGCAAGGAAUGGAAUCACCCCACUGCAUGUGGCUUCCAAAAGGGGGAACACUAACAUGGUGAAGCUCUUGUUGGAUCGUGGAGGGCAGAUCGAUGCCAAAACCAGGGAUGGGCUGACGCCACUGCAUUGUGCUGCACGAAGUGGACAUGACCAAGUCGUGGAGCUUCUCCUGGAACGAGGUGCCCCACUGCUUGCCAGGACCAAGAAUGGACUGUCUCCACUUCAUAUGGCUGCCCAGGGUGACCAUGUGGAGUGUGUCAAACACCUACUGCAGCACAAAGCUCCUGUUGAUGAUGUUACAUUGGAUUACCUGACUGCCCUCCAUGUUGCUGCACACUGUGGUCACUAUCGUGUCACCAAGCUUCUGCUGGAUAAGAGAGCAAAUCCAAAUGCCCGUGCUUUGAAUGGUUUUACUCCACUGCACAUUGCUUGCAAGAAAAAUCGCAUUAAAGUAAUGGAACUGCUGGUGAAAUAUGGGGCUUCAAUCCAAGCUAUAACAGAGUCGGGCCUGACACCAAUUCAUGUAGCUGCAUUUAUGGGGCAUUUGAACAUAGUUCUUCUACUACUGCAAAAUGGGGCUUCUCCAGAUGUCACUAACAUUCGUGGGGAGACUGCUUUACACAUGGCGGCUCGUGCAGGACAAGUGGAAGUGGUGCGCUGUCUCCUGAGGAAUGGUGCUUUGGUUGAUGCACGAGCCAGGGAGGAACAGACACCACUGCAUAUAGCUUCUCGCUUGGGUAAGACAGAAAUUGUGCAGCUACUUCUGCAACACAUGGCACACCCAGAUGCUGCAACAACCAAUGGGUAUACACCACUACACAUCUCUGCCCGAGAAGGCCAAGUUGAUGUAGCAUCAGUUCUACUGGAGGCAGGUGCAGCACAUUCUUUGGCUACCAAGAAGGGAUUCACGCCACUACAUGUGGCAGCCAAGUAUGGAAGCCUUGAUGUGGCAAAGCUCCUCUUGCAGCGUCGUGCACCUGCUGAUUCCGCUGGGAAGAAUGGGUAUACUCCUCUACACAUUGCUGCUAAGAAGAAUCAGAUGCAGAUAGCCACGACCCUGCUGAAUUAUGGAGCAGAGACCAAUAUUUUGACCAAACAAGGAGUGACUCCACUUCACUUGGCCUCUCAAGAAGGUCAUGCUGACAUGGUGAACUUACUUCUGGAGAAGGGAGCCAAUAUUCAUGUGGCCACAAAGAGCGGACUGACAUCUUUACAUUUAGCAGCUCAAGAAGAUAAAGUAAAUGUAGCUGAUAUGCUGAUAAAGCAUGGAGCAAACAAAGAUGCUCAGACUAAGCUGGGUUACACUCCACUAAUUGUGGCUUGUCACUAUGGAAACAUCAAGAUGGUGAACUUCCUUCUGAAGCAAGGAGCUAAUGUCAAUGCUAAGACAAAGAAUGGAUACACUCCUCUGCACCAAGCUGCCCAGCAAGGUCACACUCACAUCAUCAAUGUUCUUCUUCAACAUGGGGCCAAACCAAAUGCAAUCACUGCGAAUGGCAACACUGCCUUAGCGAUUGCUAAGCGUCUGGGAUACAUCUCAGUGGUAGAUACAUUAAAGGUUGUAACAGAGGAAGUAAUCACCACUACAACUACUGUCACCGAAAAGCACAAGCUCAAUGUACCUGAGACUAUGACUGAAAUUUUGGAUGUUUCUGAUGAGGAAGGUGAUGACACAAUGACAGGAGAUGGGGGAGAAUAUCUGAGACCUGAAGAUUUGAAGGAACUAGGUGACGAUUCCUUACCUAGUAGCCAGUUCUUAGAUGGCAUGAACUAUCUCAGAUACAGCCUGGAAGGAGGCCACUCUGACAGCCUGCGAUCCUUCAGUUCAGACAGGUCCCGUACACUGAGCCAUACCUCGUACUUGAGGGACAGCACUAUGAUUGAUGACACCGUCAUUAUCCCAAGUCACCAGAUAGCUGCAUUAACUAAAGAAGGUGAAAGAAAUUCAUAUCGUUUAAGUUGGAGUCCUGAUAAUUUAGACAACAUAACUCUUUCUGCUAGCCCUAUUCAUUCUGGUUUUCUGGUCAGUUUUAUGGUUGAUGCUCGAGGUGGUGCUAUGCGGGGUUGCAGACACAAUGGGCUUCGAAUCAUUAUUCCACCUCGAAAAUGCACUGCUCCAACUCGAGUUACUUGCCGGUUGGUCAAACGCCAUAGACUCGCCACAAUGCCUCCAAUGGGGGAAGGAGAUGGUCUUGCUAGUCGCCUUAUUGAGGUUGGGCCUUCUGGCGCUCAAUUUCUUGGGCCUGUGAUUGUUGAAAUCCCUCACUUUGCGGCAUUACGUGGUAAAGAAAGAGAGCUGGUGAUUUUGCGCAGUGAGAAUGGGGACAACUGGAAAGAACAUUUCUGUGAAUUUACAGAAGAUGAGUUGAAUGAAAUACUAAAUGGAAUGGAUGAAGUGCUCGACACCCCGGAAGAGCUGGAAAAGAAGCGUAUUUGCCGUAUUAUCACCCGAGAUUUCCCACAGUACUUUGCAGUGGUUUCUCGGAUUAAACAAGACAGUAAUCUCAUUGGACCUGAGGGUGGUGUACUAAGCAGUACUGUAGUACCACAAGUGCAAGCAGUCUUUCCAGAGGGAGCAUUAACUAAGAGAAUUCGUGUUGGUCUUCAGGCCCAACCUAUGCACAGUGAACUUAUAAAGAAAAUUUUAGGCAACAAAGCCACAUUCAGCCCUAUUGUCACACUGGAACCUAGGCGAAGAAAAUUCCAUAAGCCAAUAACUAUGACCAUUCCUGUUCCCAAAGCUUCCAGUGAUAUGAUGAUAAAUGGUUAUGGAGGUGAAACUCCUACUCUAAGACUACUAUGCAGCAUAACAGGUGGAACAACACCUGCUCAGUGGGAAGACAUAACAGGAACAACACCAUUAACAUAUGUAAAUGAAUGUGUUUCCUUCACCACAAACGUAUCUGCCAGAUUUUGGUUGAUAGAUUGUCGACAGAUACAAGAAUCUGUAGCAUUUGCUUCCCAAGUCUAUAGAGAAAUUAUAUGUGUACCUUACAUGGCCAAAUUCGUAGUGUUUGCCAAAUCUCAUGAUCCCAUAGAAGCCCGACUAAGAUGUUUCUGCAUGACCGAUGAUAAAGUGGAUAAAACACUAGAACAACAAGAAAACUUUGCUGAAGUUGCUCGAAGCAGGGAUGUAGAGGUAUUAGAAGGAAAACCUAUAUUUGUGGACUGCUUUGGGAAUUUAAUACCAUUAACAAAGAGUGGCCAACAUCACAUAUUCAGUUUUUAUGCUUUCAAAGAAAAUAGACUUCCAUUAUUUGUCAAGGUUCGGGAUACAACACAAGAAUCUUGUGGACGUCUGUCAUUUAUGAAAGAGCCUAAAUCUUCAAGAGGUCUGGUACAUCAAGCUAUCUGCAAUCUGAAUAUCACAUUACCAGUGUACACAAAGGAAUCAGAAUCAGAUCAAGAACAGGAAGAAGAGACUGACAUGACAUCAGAAAAACAACAACAAGAUGAUCAGGAAAGACUAGAAGAAAGAUUAGCACAUAUUGCUGAUCAUCUUGGAUUCAGCUGGACAGAGCUAGCAAGAGAAUUGGAUUUCACUGAAGAACAAAUUCAUCAAAUUCGGAUUGAGAAUCCUAAUUCCCUUCAGGAUCAGAGUCAUGCAUUACUGAAAUAUUGGCUGGAAAGAGAUGGAAAGCAUGCUACUGAUUCAGGUCUUACAGAGUGUCUUAAAAAAAUAAAUCGAAUGGAUAUUGUUCACCUAAUGGAAAGUAGUAUGGAAAAGUCCAGAGAUCAUGGUCGCACCUAUGCAGAAAUUGAACAGACAAUAGUACUGGAUCAUAGUGAAGGUUUCUCUGCACUUCAUGAAGAUCUAUGCAGCACAAAAGAUAAAAAAGAGGAAGAAUAUUCAUUUUCUAAAGACAGUGAGCAAUCAGAUCAUCCUCCUCUUGUUUCAGAAGAAGACCUUUCUCUCAGUUGCUCACCCUUGCAUGAAGGCACAUCAAAAGCUGAGGCAGAAGUAUCUGUGGUAGAACUACUACACCAAAUACAGAAAGAUCAUGUGAAAGCUGAAUUCUCAGGGAAGCCUCAUGAGCUAACAGAAGAUUCACCUACUACACAAGAGUAUGUUAUCGCAACUUCUGGAGCAGAUUUGACACAAGUGCCCCAAAGUGUGAAAACAACCAGCAUUGCCAGUGACAAGCCUGAGGAUUCCACCGCAGGAUGUGAAGAUCUUGAAAAGCCACCACUGCAUACUCCAACAUCUAGUGACCGAACUGAUUCUCCCAUUGUGGAAGAACCUGAAGACCAUUACUUUCAGCAAGAAGAUAUGCAUCCAAGGAAAACCAGUCUGGUGAUUGUUGAAUCCACUGAUGAACAGCCUGAAGAAUUAGAAAGACAUGAAGAAGAAUUGUUAGAAAAAGCUGAUGAUGUGCCUGAAAUACCCCCGGAAGCUGUAACGGAGGAACAGUAUGUGGAUGAACAUGGCCAUAUUGUGGUGAAGAAGGUCACUAGAAAAAUCAUCAGGCGAUUCGUUUUACCAGAUGGAACAGAAAAAGAAGAAGUUGUGAUGCAGGGAGAACCCCAAGAUCCUGUGACAGUGGAAGAGGGAGACCGUUACUCCAAAGUCAUAAAGCGGGUGAUGUUGAAAAGUGAAAGUGAACAAUCAGAGGUGACCUUUUCUGAGCCAAGCAUAUUACCAAGUGCCUCAGAAUUCCAGACUGAACCAGUAGAAGGCCGCAAGGUCAGCAAAGUUAUAAAAACUACCUUAGUGCAUGGGGAGAGAAUGGAAAAACAUCAUGGAGAUUCUAGUUUAGCAGUGAAUCUUCCAUCAGCCAAAGAUGACUUCGAAGAGGACAACAAUGAGUAAAGCUAGUACACAGAAGAGGACUGUGGUUAAGGACCAGUAUGGAAACCGGAUUCAUGUGGAGCUGCUGGAGGACACACCAGAAGCCCUACCCCAGGAUGAUCUUCAGCAUGACCUUCAACAAUUAUUAAGGCAUUUCUGCAAAGAUGAGCAGAAGAAAGAGGCCAAAUGAGAUGCUGCUAAAUCUCACCCUUAGACCACCACACAUAUCCAUUAACUGUCCAGCUUUCUUUUAUCAUAGGUGUUAUUAUUUAACCUAAUCAUCAGGGAACACAGCUGUUUCUACUUUGAGCAUAUAGAGCAGGUUUUCCAUUUCAUUUUCUUUGUUUCUAAAUAUCUGUAAGCUAAUUUGUGACCAAAGAUCACA
This is a messenger RNA of Pseudonaja textilis, 5974 nucleotides long. The record is from RefSeq and is a predicted model, not a curated record. Lineage: Eukaryota; Metazoa; Chordata; Lepidosauria; Squamata; Elapidae.